This is a messenger RNA of Drosophila santomea, 1209 nucleotides long. RefSeq names its product glutathione S-transferase 1 (gene GstE9). Gene Ontology annotation, molecular function: glutathione transferase activity. Gene Ontology annotation, biological process: glutathione metabolic process. The record is from RefSeq and is a predicted model, not a curated record. NCBI's taxonomy places the organism in Eukaryota, Metazoa, Arthropoda, Insecta, Diptera, Drosophilidae.
CCUCUUGGGGGCAUAAUGUCCAAUUUGAUUUUGUACGGAACAGAAGCUAGUCCUCCGGUGCGGGCCGCCAAAUUGACCUUGGCCGCCCUUGGUAUUCCCUACGAAUAUGUCAAAAUAAAUACCCUGGCCAAGGAGACCCUUUCUCCUGAGUUUCUGCGCAAGAAUCCCCAGCACACGGUGCCCACACUGGAAGAGAUCUGGGACUCACACGCCAUCAGCGCCUAUCUGGUGUCCAAGUAUGGCCAGAGUGACGGUCUUUAUCCAAAGGAUCUCCUCCAGCGUGCUGUGGUGGAUCAGCGAUUGCACUUCGAGUCGGGAGUGGUCUUUGUUAACGGACUGAGAAGCAUCACCAAGCCACUCUUUGCGGGGACCGGGGUCCGGGGUCCGGGAGUCGGAGCAGGUUUAGUUUCAAAUCGACAGCCAAGGCGAGUGGACGGACACCUGAUAGCAAUUACCAUGGGAAAAUUAGUACUGUACGGUUUGGAGCCUAGUCCGCCGGUGCGGGCCUGCAAACUGACCCUUGACGCCCUGGGCCUUCAGUAUGAGUAUAAGCUCGUGAAUCUGCUGGCCGGCGAGCACAAGACAAAGGAUUUCACUGUGAAGAAUCCGCAGCACACGGUGCCCGUGCUGGAGGACGAUGGCAAGUUCAUCUGGGAGAGUCACGCCAUUUGCGCUUACCUGGUUAGGCGCUAUGCCAAGAAUGAUGCCCUGUAUCCCAAGGAUUACUUUAAACGCGCCCUUGUCGAUCAACGUCUGCACUUUGAGUCGGGUGUCUUGUUCCAGGGCUGCAUCCGGAACAUUGGCAUUCCGUUGUUCUACAAAAACGAGACGGAGGUGCCGCGCUCAAAGAUUGACGCCAUCUACGAGGCCUAUGACUUUCUGGAAGCGUUCAUCGGUAAUCAGCCUUAUCUCUGCGGUACGGGCAUAACCAUUGCCGACUACAGUAUAGUCUCGUCCGUCUCCAGCCUAGUGGGCUUGGCCGCUAUCGAUGCCAAGCGCUAUCCCAAGUUGAACGGCUGGCUAGACAGGAUGGCCGCACUGCCCAAUUACCAGUGGGUGAACGGCAACGGCGCACAGAUGUUGAUCGACAUGUUUAGCUCAAAGAUAACAAAGAUUGUGUAAUUGUGCACUCUAGCUAGCUUAUAGGUUACAAAUGAUGAGAUGUGUUCUGAUUACGUAACAAUAAAGCUUAUAUUUGUAUAAUCUUUA